Messenger RNA from Mytilinidion resinicola, 1969 nucleotides. Its product is annotated as sugar transporter-like protein. The transcript is spliced from 9 exons. The record is from RefSeq and is a predicted model, not a curated record. Bases 276 to 1796 code for a protein of 506 amino acids. Gene Ontology annotation, biological process: transmembrane transport; carbohydrate transport. Gene Ontology annotation, molecular function: carbohydrate:proton symporter activity. Lineage: Eukaryota; Fungi; Ascomycota; Dothideomycetes; Mytilinidiales; Mytilinidiaceae. Gene Ontology annotation, cellular component: membrane.
CAGUUCUUCAAGACGCCAUUGCCAGUUGGAGUUGUCCUGAGCUUUUGAGAAGGCUUGGAGAAGAUCCUGACUCAAUCCAGCUCGGUUACAUGCCUCGGAGCCGUCCCAUGUCUCGAAUUAUCAGCAAGCUAUCUGUGAUACGCAUGUGCCUUAUGUAUACGGUCACCCUUCCGGAGCCUCUUCGCGUGUAGCUAGCCAGAGGUGCUUCCCGCCCGUUUAAUUCUGUAUCUUUCAUUUGCUCUUUGCAGUUCCAAACUCCUCCCACGCAUGCCAACAUGGUUCUUCAAGGGAAGAAGAUUUACAAUAAUGCCCUGCUUGCAGGAGGGCUAUCAUUCAUCACCUUCGGGUGGGAUGCAGGUGUUCUGGGGGGCAUUCUACUGACCCCCGAGUUCCAGACGGCCAUGGGAAUGCCAAACACCACCACGAUAUCCAUGAUAACUUCAGUGUUUCUCUUGGCGUCGUGGUUGGGAUGUAUCAUUGUGUCGUUGUCUGGCCUCUUCUUGGGCCGAAGGACAUGGAUCAUCUUGGGAAGCUCAGUCCAGAUAGUUGGAACUAUCAUCUCUGCUAGUAGCUAUAGCUACGGCCAGUUGAUUGCUGGACGAGUCUUGAUUGGCAUCGGCAAUGGCUUCUGUACCUCAAUGGUGCCCAUCUUUGUCGCUGAAAUGGCAAUCAUCACUAGCAAGCGUGGUCAAGGUGUUAACGCCAUACUAGCUUGCGCAAGUCUGGGAACUGCCUUUGCCUACUGGGUUGACUUCGGGAUGGUGUUCGCUCAUAAUACUCAAGCCGUCUGGAGAUUCCCAGUUGCGUUCCAGAUUGUGUGGGCAUUGUUGACCAUCGGAUUCCUGCUACGAAGCCCAGACACUCCACGAUACCUCUACGCACGGGACCGCGAUGCUGAUGGAGAUGCUGUCCUGGAACGUCUUUACGAAAAGUCCAUCAGUGAUUCCGAGGUUGCUCUCGCAAAGCAGGACAUUUUAGCUUCUCUAGAACUCGAGCGCACUACGACUGCAGGCCUCCGUAUCAAGGAUUUCUUCUAUGAUACCUCCGACAUCCAAGCCGCGCGACGGAUACGCACUGGUAUGAUCCUCAUAGGUGUGGCGUAUCUCAUGGGCAUUGACAUGAUCUUCUACUACACGACUACCAUAUUCCAAGUAUACAUAGGUCUGGCACCUCUCACUGCUUCCGGCCUGGCCGGUGCAGCAACGUCGGUUCUGGCUAUCACAAACUUCGUGGGCGUAGUCUAUAUGGAGAAGUUCAAAAGACGCACUUGGCUCAUUUUUGGCGCAAUUGGACAGACAGUCUUCCUUGCUGCUUUUACUGGUUUGCUAUCUAGCCCUGGCCAUGCGACCGGUGCAGCCGCAGCGGCGAUGCUCUUCUGCUGGAUUGCAAUAUUUGGACCGACCUGGUGUCCAGUCACAUACGUGUAUGCUUCUGAAAUCAUGCCACUCCGUUACCGCCAUGUCGGUUUCGCUCUCAGUGUCUCCAGUCAAUGGUUGAUGGCAUUUGUUACGGUCUAUGCUGGACCUAUCGCAAUCGCUGAUCCUAACGUUGGAUGGAAGACUUGGAUCUGGUUCCUUGUUUUCAAUGCUAUCGCUGCACCAUAUGUCUACUUCUGCUGUCCUGAGACUCGCGGCCUCACCCUUGAGGGUAUCGAUCUUAUCUUCAUGUCGGCUAGGCUGCAUGAAACGCCUGCCGCGAAGCAGCUUGAACAUGACUUUGUGGCGGAGAGUACUGCGACCGACACCGAUUCCGGAAAGGAGGGGAACGUUGCUGUUGUUCCAGAGAAGGAGGUUUGAGCGGCCUUGAAAAGGGGACAUUAAGCGCUGUUACCGUACGCGGACCGUGUUCAAGGAUCAAAACCGUUUAAAGUCGAGGUCGAGGUUGCCGGGGAAAAGAGAUAAAACUUAGAUUCGCUCUCAUACAAGCCAAUAUCAUCGCCUUUGAGCUCCAAGCAAACACAAAUAUCAUC